Molecule: messenger RNA, 924 nt
Organism: Xiphias gladius (swordfish)
Lineage: Eukaryota; Metazoa; Chordata; Actinopteri; Istiophoriformes; Xiphiidae
Product: plexin-B1-like
Exons: 7
Biological process (GO): regulation of GTPase activity; regulation of cell migration; positive regulation of axonogenesis
Cellular component (GO): semaphorin receptor complex
Molecular function (GO): semaphorin receptor activity
Source: RefSeq, a predicted model, not a curated record
UCAGAAAAUGACACAGCCACAUUUUCAGCUGCCACUGUGUUGUCAGGUGAUGGUGAGGUUGAUCACGCCCCCCCAUCGUAUCCCCAUCUGUUGGAUACUGAUGCAGAGUUAGACUACCAGUAUGAUCCAGCUGAUACCUUCUUCCUGGGGGACGAGGGCUCCUAUGUAAGCUGGGGUUCCUCAGCUUGUCCGUGUGUGCAGAAGGUCCAGGGUUCAUCACUGCUCCCUGUCAGAGUUGAGAGGAAGAUCACUUUACUGGCCCACAACCUGCACCUCUAUCAGGACACAGAGCUGGACUAUGAGUGUGUGUUGGUCAUUGAAGGGCAGACCGUGGUGGUGGACGCCUACGUGGAAACUGAUGACAUGAAUCCAUUCAACUUUGACAUCACCUGUCAACUACACCAGUAUACAUACUCAGCUCCAGUGGAGGAAUACAAUGCCAUGGUGUAUGUGAAGAGGAGGGACACCUUCCACGUGGACAGCUCCACUGAUCUUUAUGUGACUCUGUACAACUGCUCUGUGGGCCGAUCUGACUGCAGCCGCUGCUAUACAGCUGACCAGAAGUAUGGUUGUGUGUGGUGUGGCACUGCUCAGGCCAGCUGCUUGUAUUCAGACUCCUGCAGUGCACCCGUACAGCACACAUGCCCUGCCCCUGUCAUCCAUUCAAUUGAGCCGCUCUCCAGCCUUUUGGAGGGAGGCACCAUGGUAACCAUCUCAGGCUCCAACCUGGGCCAGAAGGCUGAAGACAUACUUGAGUCUGUAUCAGUAGCUGGGGUGGCCUGCACCGUCAUCCCCAGCCUUUACGAGGUCUCGUCCAGGAUUGUGUGUAGGACCAAAGCCAGUGGAGGAGAGAAGGUGGGCCAUGUCUCUGUUAAAGUGAGUGGAGGAGAGUUUGGCCUGUCCAGCCAGACAUUCAGCUACCAG